Mya arenaria is the source of this 1232-nucleotide messenger RNA. Its product is annotated as E3 ubiquitin-protein ligase TRIM33-like. Gene Ontology annotation, cellular component: chromatin; nucleoplasm. The transcript has 3 exons. The coding region runs from base 150 to 1232 and encodes 360 amino acids. Gene Ontology annotation, biological process: positive regulation of DNA-templated transcription. Gene Ontology annotation, molecular function: ubiquitin-protein transferase activity; zinc ion binding. Lineage: Eukaryota; Metazoa; Mollusca; Bivalvia; Myida; Myidae. The record is from RefSeq and is a predicted model, not a curated record.
UCGUUUUUGAAGACGCCUGAAAUUCGUUGACUAUCCAAACUGCAACUAUUUAAAUCAUACAACCACAUCUGAAAGUAAUGAGUUGUGUUCUUAAGAUAUUCGAGUAACUAUCGGAAAGGACUUUAUUCAACAAUCAACAAAAACUCAAGAUGGAUGCAGUCUCAGGGAAAAAGGCACCCGAGGGAACUGGAUCGGUGUCUGACCACACAUUCUGCCAGACAUGUGCGAACGAUGGCAAGGACAUCCCUCCUGAUGCCUUCUGUACCGUCUGCAAGGAGUUCCUGUGUUCCAACUGUGCCAGAGUACACAAGAACAUGACGUUAACCAAAAGCCACCCUCUUCAGGACAAGAGUACCAUGCCUUCUUCACUCCAACCAGAGAGUGAGAAUAAGCAUUUUACGGAAACAUGUCAACGCCAUGCCGAAGAGUUCAUAAAAUACUUUUGUCCCAAUCACGAGACACUUCUGUGUGGAGACUGCUUGGCUGAGAAAGAACACAGCUCAUGCACUAUUGAAAGGAUUUCUCAAGUGGCAAAGCGGUACAAGGAGGGCCCAAAAUACAACGGUCUGAAGGCAGGACUUGUCCAGGUGGUCAAUGACAUCGGCAACCUUUCAGACAACAUACAAGCGAGCAUGAAAUAUAUUGAUGAAGAGAGCUUUACAAAUAUCAAUGCGCUUCGAAAGUUCAGGAAUGAAAUCAACCAAUACCUGGAUAAGAGGGAACAAGAGUUACUGGAAGAAAUUGAGCAGAAGAAACAAAAAUCACAAAGCCUGUUGAGUGAACUAAAAUCAAAUUGCCAAGACAUACAAGCUGCCACUGAGAAGCUCAAGGUCGAGCUACAAGCCAAGGAGGUCAACAGUAACCAGUUGUUCAUAUCUGGAACAAGGGCAAUUAAGGAGUUAGUCGGUUUUCAGUCAGCCCUUAAAGACAUCAGAGGUAAAAAAUGUGUGUCAUACUUCAAGUUCACAAGGGACCCCACCACAAAACAGCUGCUGGCUUCAUGCACAGCAAUUGGCAGAGUGGAUCAGGUGGCGUCAGAUUUGGCAGACCAUGUGGCAUCAGAUUUGGCAGACCAAGUGGCGUCAGAUUUGGCAGACCAGUUGGCGUUAAAUUUGGCAGACCAGCAGACAAAACCUCAGGUGUCAGCCUUAAACCAAGGCCGUGCAGACCUAAGACAGUACCAGUUUAGCAAGCUGUCUGGCAUUCCAGUGAAGACGGCAGCAGACACUUGA